AUGAUCAGCCUUGUUAUCGCCUCUGCUACGAUCGCUGUGCCAAUCAAAGAUCCGCAAGUAUUCACCGACCCGGAUGUUGUUGGUUGUGUAGAAGAUAUUCUUGAUGAUUUAUGCGGCGAUGAGGAACGACCAGACAGAGGAAAAAAAGUACGAUUGCGCAAGCUGGAUAAUAAAUGUAAGCGUGGUUGGUGGAUGAUCUCAAAUGGAAAACUAAUGGAUCAGGUUCGUUCGGCCUUUCACGGACGUGGAAUACGUGAACGGGUACUGCAUCGUCUACUGGUCAAGGAUAACUUUACAUUCAACGCAAGUCCUCAUCUUGAUCGACCGCUGACAGUGGGUGAAAUUAACAGAGCGAUGAUUGCACGGCUAAACAGACUGAUUGGACUAUUUGAGCAGAAAGUUGUUGCCGCCAAUCUCCACGAUCAAAAUUUCAAGCCUGCUGCUGGUGAUGGCCGCGAAGAUGAUGCAGAUAGCGUUGACAGCGAGGACACAUGGAAUAUGGACGAUGACUAUGAGCAUCAUAUGGCUGAUGAGACUGAAAAUAGGCAGCUGCACCUCACUGAAUACCACGAAUUUAAAGCUCUGAAACAGAGAUUGCUGGAGGUCGAAAAAAAUAUUGAGCGUCGUUAUAUGAAGCAUCCUUACUAUGCUGGCUGUCAGUAUAAAAGUGCUUCGAUUACGGUUGACGAAAGUGGUAACACAGAGAGACUGCAACGUUGGCGUGAUUACGUUCAAAAUGCGGCUACUGGUGGACAAAUAAUGUUUGCACUGCAAGCACUGGAAUCGGCAGUCGCAUGGGACAAGUCAAUUAUGCGAGCGAGAUGUCAGAUAUGUCGAACGAGCGAAAACGAUCCGUAUCUUUUGAUCUGUGAUGGAUGCGAUUUGGCCUAUCAUACGUACUGCUUCCGUGUAAGUUUGAAAAAUUAUUUCAGGGAUAAUGAGUGA
Messenger RNA from Gongylonema pulchrum, 945 nucleotides. Lineage: Eukaryota; Metazoa; Nematoda; Chromadorea; Rhabditida; Gongylonematidae. The record is from the annotation of a GenBank genome assembly.